Python bivittatus (Burmese python) is the source of this 1984-nucleotide messenger RNA. NCBI's taxonomy places the organism in Eukaryota, Metazoa, Chordata, Lepidosauria, Squamata, Pythonidae. The record is from RefSeq and is a predicted model, not a curated record.
UGCUCUGUGUCCUGUGGGAAGGGUUUAAAGGAACGCGAAAUCUAUUGCAUUAACAACUUCCAAAUUAAACUAGGGGAGAAUACUUGCAAACAUUUAAGGAAGCCUCGAACUCACAAAGCUUGCAGAACUAUCAGAUGCCCAGAAUGGAAGACUAACAGGUGGAAUGAGUGUUCUGUGAGCUGUGGAGAAGGUGUACAGCAUCGGGAUGUUUUCUGUAACAUUAGAGGCAGCGGCCGAGUUAAUAAAAUGAUGUGUGGUCACCUCACUCAACCGUCUAAUAAAAGGCUCUGCAGGCAGGCCGAGUGUGCCCAGUACCGAUGGUUGCCUAAUGAAUGGCUAGAAUGUUCAUGUCAGAAAAAGGAAAUACACCGGAAAGUGAAGUGUGUGGAUGAAAAUAAGAACCAAGUGAAUGAAAUGCUGUGUGAUCUUGCAACCAAACCUCCAUCCAGCAAAAAAUGCAGAAUGGCGUCCUGCAAAUAUCUUGUAAUGACAGUUGAUGUCUCACAGUGUCCAGCAGGUUGUUAUCUUCAGUUCCAUCAGACAAUCACAUACUGUAUUAAAGCUGAUGAUGCCUGGAACAGACAUGCUCAUGGCCUUCGAUCAGCAACUUACUCAAGCUGCCCAGUGGUGCAAUCAUCAUCGGUUAACGAAUGCAACAUCAGGACUUGUCUCCAUGCUGCAACUUGGAAAGUGGGGAAAUGGAGUAAGUGCUCAGUGCUUUGUGGAACAGGGACAACAGAAAGAAACGUCCAGUGUCUGAUGGAAAAUGGUUCAUCCAGUGACUUGUGUUUGUCCCAUUUAAAACCUGUGGCUAGAAAAUUAUGUCAUGUGAAAGACUGUGAGACAACAACCAGCUGCAAAGAAAUCCAGAUUAGAAAAAAAAUCCAAAAGGAUGGUGAAUAUAUGCUUAAUGUAAAGGGAAAAAUAAUAAAGAUUUAUUGCUCAGAUAUGCAGCUAGAAAAUCCCAAAGAAUAUUUAACACUGGCUAAAGGAGAAGCAGACAACUUUUCAGAAGUAUAUGGAUAUCGGUUACAUAAUCCAUAUGACUGCCCUUUUAAUGGGAGUAGACAUCAAGACUGCGCCUGCCGAAAUGACUACCCUGCAGCUGGCUACACCAUUUUUAGAAAAAUAAGAAUUGAUCUCAAUUCCUUAGAAAUUAAAACUACUGAGUUCCAGUUUGCUCACACCAUAUUUGGAAAGCCUGUUCCUUUUGCCACAGCUGGAGACUGUUACAGCGCUGCUCAGUGCCCACAGGGGCAAUUUGGCAUCAAUUUGGCAGACACUGGCCUGAGAUUAUCUACUAAAACAACAUGGAUUGCUCAGGGAAAUUAUGCCACUGUUCAGAUACAUAAAUCUCAAAACGAUACUAAAAUAUAUGGAAGAUGUGGAGGAUUCUGUGGGAAAUGUAUUCCUAGUGGAAAUACUGGUCUUCAACUUCAAAUACUGUAAUAAAACAGGCAGAGAAAACAAAUCAGAAAGAUUAUAUUGAAGGUGCUGUUUCCUUAGUUCUUCAACUCAGUAGUGGUUACUCAGAAUUAGUUCGUGUCUUUCUUUGUUCGUAGAAGGGACUCAAGUGUGUGCUUCCACAAUUCUUGGUGUGUAAGUAUAGGAAUAAACUGCAGAUGUCAAUUUAUACAUUUCUGUAAAGACACUAGAUGGGAUCCAAAGACUGCACAAAGGAGACUGGUGGAAAAGGGCUUUCUGUUCUUCUCUUCCUCUGUUAACCCCACCCCACUCUGACAAGACUAUCCGUAUGGGGUGAGGAACCUUUCUGAAUAGUGAAAAAUGGGGUGAUUGUAGAAGAAGGAGGAAUUGCCUAGAUAAGAUGGAGAUAAAUUCAUAUGGUGUAAAUUCAGUCAAACUGACUAUGCAUUAUUUUUGGCUAGCUCAACCAGUACAUAUUUUCUGGGUUUAUCCUGCUUCUAGCAUGAGUAUCUUAAAAUCUCAUCAAAUUGAAGGGCAAACUUCCCAUCAAGUUCUAGUC